Messenger RNA from Xylaria bambusicola, 1033 nucleotides. RefSeq names its product Isochorismatase-like protein. Lineage: Eukaryota; Fungi; Ascomycota; Sordariomycetes; Xylariales; Xylariaceae. The coding region runs from base 188 to 1012 and encodes 274 amino acids. The record is from RefSeq and is a predicted model, not a curated record. The transcript is spliced from 4 exons.
AUGACCCCAAAAUACCGCUCCUGAGCUUCAAAUUACCCAGCGAGCUACCCACCUAGCCCCUCACGAUUGAAUGGGAUCAGCUCGUAUCGCUUGGCAGACAAAGCUAUAAGACGGCCAUAUAGAAGGUCAACUUUCUAAACAUUAGUGAACGUUCUUUUCACUCCACAGCAACGAGAACAUUUCUACAAUGGGUCUGUUUCUUGGAGACAGAACAUCCGGAAACGGAUGGAUAUAUCAUGGAGAUAGUAACUGUUACGAUACCAGUCCUGCUAAUGCCAGCGAUAUUUACCUCUUUGGUACAACCCAGGGCCCGUCAUGUCCGAAUGUUAGCGUGAAUCCAACGUUGACGGCUUUGGUCGUCGUAGACAUGCAGAACUUCUUCUUGCAUCCACGGUGCAAUGAUUUUGCCGAGGGUCUUACGGCGGCUGAGCGUAUUCUUGAAGUCGUCGCGAAGUGCAGAGAGCUCGGGAUUCAGAUUAUUUGGUUAAAUUGGGGCUUGACAGAAUCAGAUCUCUCCAGCAUGCCUCCUGCUGUUCAUCGGGGUUUCUCUGGUCAACUAAUUGACAGCGAGCGGACUGGCGAAGUGCCAAACAAGCAAGGCCAGUCACGAUGUGGUUUAGGCUCAAACAUGGGCUCUGGACGAGGCAGACUCCUAAUGGCCAACUCCUGGAACGCGGAGCUCUACGAAUCUCUUCUCGAUGCUAGUGACAAGAACAAGGAUAUCUUCUGCGACAAGAACCGGAUGUCGGGCAUGUGGUCAGACGACGCGAAGUUGUGUGACACAGUCAAACCCUUUACAACUCUCCUGUUCGCCGGUGUCAAUUCAGACCAGUGCGUCUUGGGUACGCUCGUUGAUGCGUACAAUCGCGGAUAUACCUGUGUGAUGCUAGAGGAUUGUUGUGCUACGAAGACACCAGGUGGACAAGAAGUCACUACUUGGAAUGUAGCCAAAGCGUACGGGUUUGUGACGGAUAGCAAAAACUUCUGUGACGGAGGUGAACUAAGGCGAUAAUAAUGAGAUCGUUAACUCUUG